This is a messenger RNA of Penaeus indicus, 3360 nucleotides long. RefSeq names its product oxygen-dependent coproporphyrinogen-III oxidase-like (gene Coprox). The transcript is spliced from 9 exons. Lineage: Eukaryota; Metazoa; Arthropoda; Malacostraca; Decapoda; Penaeidae. Gene Ontology annotation, molecular function: coproporphyrinogen oxidase activity. The record is from RefSeq and is a predicted model, not a curated record. Bases 194 to 1369 code for a protein of 391 amino acids. Gene Ontology annotation, cellular component: cytoplasm.
CAGGUGACGUUCCGGCGGGGGAAAACACAGCCGGUCGAGAGUAAACAAAAGUUACGUUUACCUCGUCACGUAACCUGCCUUAUAACACCUGCUGCUCGUGGAAUGACGUGUUCCUCUUGUGUGUGUGGUUUUUAGUCGUUUUGUUUGCGUUUGGAGUAAGAAUUUCUGGAGGUAAAAGCAGCCACACAAAACCAUGGCAAGUCAUAUGGCAAGAGGCAUUUCCCGGACCCUUGUCACAAUUGCCGCUGUCAAGACUCGGAGAGGAACUAGGUUUGCUGGAUAUCUUGGGGCGACCCUGUGUGCAUCGGGCGGAGUCCUGCUCUAUUCUGCCUGCUCACAAAAUGUCUCCGCCGCCCAGAAAGUCUCGUCCAUUGACACCUCGCAGUUCAUGGCCGCCCCAGUGACGGAGCUGAGCACCCUGGAGCAGAAUAAGGAGGACAUGAAAGUCAAAAUGGAGUUGCUCAUCAUGAGGAUUCAGUCAGAGUUCUGCAAAGCUCUUGAGGGAGAGGAGAGCAGUGGGACCAAGUUUGCAGUUGAUCGCUGGCGCCGACACAACCCCAGUGAAGGAGGCGGAAUAACGUGUGUCAUGCAGGACGGCGAGACCUUUGAGAAAGCAGGAGUCAACAUAACAGUGAUGUCGGCUCCUCUCUCCAAGCAACUGCAGGCAAGCAUGAGAGCGAGAGGGAAGGAGUUGCCGGAAGACAAGCAGUUCACCUUUUUCGCUGCGGGGAUCAGCUCAGUCAUCCACCCUCGCAGCCCCCAUGUCCCGACCAUCCACUUCAACUACCGGUACUUUGAGAUGCAAGACGAAGACGGCAAUAACAAGCAUUGGUGGUUUGGUGGAGGCACGGACCUCACCCCAUACUUCCUGGAGGAGGACGAUGUGCGGCAUUUCCACUCCGUCCUGAAGUCCUCCUGUGAUCGCCAUGACCCUCAGUAUUAUCCCAAGUACAAGAAAUGGUGUGAUGAUUAUUUCUUUAUCAAGUACAGGGGAGAGCGAAGGGGUGUUGGAGGUAUCUUCUUUGACGACUUGGAAGCGGAGAAACCAGAGGACAUCUUCAGCUUUGUCCAAGACUGUGCCGAAUCAGUAGUGCCAUCUUAUCUCCCACUCGUGAAGAAGCACAGACAAGACCCUGUGUCUGAGGCGGAGAGACGCUGGCAGCUGCUCCGUCGAGGCAGAUACGUGGAAUUCAAUCUCGUAUAUGACCGUGGGACCAAGUUUGGAUUUGCAACGCCCAAUGCCCGGAUCGAGAGCAUCCUGAUGUCUCUCCCCUUACAUGCUAGAUGGGAAUACAUGCACAGCCCAGAGCCCGACUCCAGAGAAGCCAAACUCACCGAAGUCUUGAAGAAUCCUAAGGACUGGGUUUAGGGUAUUGGCCCCUCUAUAAACACUUGCGUGAAUGCGCUAGGAUUAGGAUGUCAAGGAAAAUGUGACUGUGGGUUUUUUGAAAAGAUGAUUUAUAUAUCUUCUGUCAUGUUCCUAGGAAAUGCAUAGAAUGGGUAUACUGGUGUAAUAAAAUUAUUUCAUUGAUGGCUGUCUGUUUGUUUUGAGAUAUUAGGAGUGUCAUGGUAAUUUUCUAUGGAAAUUAUUAGCAUAGAAAAUGCCUGUGCAAUAGCAACUAUGAAUAGUAAUUUUCAAGAAUUUUUGUCUGCAAAUGAAGUGUCUAAAAUGAAGCAUCAUGAAAGUUGUAGACUUAUUGUUGUAUUAAAGUGUAGAUAUUUAUUUGGUUAAUUCAAUAAAAUCAAGGGAUAGUACCCACACGUCAACAACUUCUCGUAAGCCUCAGUUGUUGCGUAAUAGGAGAUAAUUCAAUAGCGCCAAGAUUGUCUAGGAAGGAUUGUAAAUACCGAGUUAUGAAGUCUCCUUAUUACUUUUAGAUAUAUAAAGAAAUUUUAAUUUAUGAUUGUAAAGCAAAGAACAAAUACUUAUUCUGUACUUAUAACUUUGCAACAUGUUACUUAAGCUUCUGUUGUUGUUGAUUGUUUUCCAGUAUUAUAAGCACAAUUUAACAAUGCACUAUGAAGUCCUCCAACUCUGCAGUACUAUAACUGGAGAUAUAUGUUUUUGCACAAAGUGACAUUCUAAUGGUAAAAUAAAGUAUGGUUGUGUUUUGCAUUAUUACAGUCUUCGUAUAUUUUCGGUAAUUUUUACAGUCUUCACCUAUUUUUGGUUAGAUUUUUGAUAGUGGUGUUUCAUAUCCAUUUGGAUUUCACUUUGAAUGAUACAAAAAAGAAAAAAAAGAAAAAAAAAAAGGAAAAGGAUACUUUGUAUCAUCAGAAGAGGAAUCCAAGUAGAUGAUAUGAAACAGCCUGAAUUAUUAUUUUUUCUUGCUGUAGCUGCAUUUCAGAGUCCUCUGUUUAUCAUGAAAUACACAAAAUCCUCUGUGUACCCCAUAUCCUUUAUUUAGCGCACAAAUCAUGUUGCAGUCCUGGAACAAUGUAAAUUAAUCAUAAUGAGAAAUUUUAUUAUUGAGUUGGAUUUCUAUCAAAGCACUGAGUGAAAGCUAAGAAAAUUGGUGAAACUGGUUGGUUAUGAUAUCUCCAGAAUUGCCUUAAACUUAUAAAAAAAAUCUAAUAGUGCUUUCAUAUGUUAAAUGUGUCUAAAUUCAGCACAGUGGCUGUGAUUUUGAACAUUAACCAUGACAGGGAACAAUGUAUGUGGAUAUUGUAAGAUAUUAAGUGUCAUUUUGUUUAUUCAGUAUAUAAAAUGAAUAAGGAAAAUAUUUAGAACAAGUCUCUCUCUCUCUCUCUGCAUGGUUUUUAGGAUAAAAUAGAGAUUAUUAUGAUUAUAAUGAUAAUAAAAAUGAUAAUAAUUAUUGUUAUUGGGUAUGUAUUGGGAAAGUAUAAAUAAUAACUGGUGUGUAUAUAUGAAUCAGUGUUUUUUUUUUCUUUCUUUUUGAAUGAUUAUUUGAAUAUGGAUAAAAUUAUCUUGGAAUAUAACUUGACUAUUAAAUGUUCCAAGUUGCUGUUAUCUUUUUUUUUUUUUUUGCAUGUGGUUUAAAAAUCAACAAGAAUAUUAUAAACUUGAUUCUACUUAUCCCAAUGAGAGAAGUUGCUUUUAGCCUUUUGUAAAAGCAAAGAUUCAGAACCUAAUUUUGAAUAAGUAAAUUGUAGGAGAGGAUGGACCUUGUACAAAGAACAAAUUUAAUAGCCAUUGUACAACAGUUUUAUAGAAGAAGAUCCAGGUGAUAGCCGAAGUUUAAAACUUACUAAAAGAAGUUGGUGUAUGUUAUGUAGCUUUCUCUCCAGAUGCACAAAGUACUUCAAAUGCAAUUUUAAAAGUCCUUUUCUCGAUUCUCAUUUGAUUGAUAAUGAUUAUUUUUAUGGUGUUUUUAAUAGUGAAAUAUACUAGCAAUUUAA